UUUAAUUUGUUUAAUUUAUCAGUCUGCCCAAUCAUGGCCUUGUUUAGGAUGUCAGUGUUGGGCAGCCUGAAUGUAUUUCUUUGUGUUUUGUCUCAGCAGUAAUCCCGCUGAAUCAAACAAACCACGGACAGUCUCCCUUUCCCCAUACGCAGACUCUAGCGGGGCGUGCCACGGUCACUGCCGGGCGGAGUCGGGGGCUGCCGGCGAAAUCUUCCACACAAAGGAGAGGAAACAAAACAAAGCCAGGAAGCCUGACAUUAACCCGGAUUUCACUGCUUCUACUGUAGCUCGCUCACGCCCAGAAAACAGUGAUGCAUUGAUUUGGUUUUGCCUUUGAAAAGCCGGAUAACAAGACCUGGGACAGAGGAAAAUAGCACCUUUGGGUGAUGGUAAGACAGCAUAACGCAUUAGACUGUGUGCGCAUUUGGAAGUGAUCCAUGUCCUGCUUUCCUGAGAGAUCAGUGCAGAAACUGUGGCGUUGCGUCUCCUGUUGAGUCCGCUGCGCAGCGUCGUGAUGAAUGGGAGUCAGUGCAGCGCGGCGGACCGUCCAGUGGGCGGUGUCUCCUCUGUGGAGGGGCUGCCGUCGCUGCCCAAAGGCCUGAGCGGCAUCUUGAACUCCAGCGGUGGGUCGUGGCGGGACAUCGAGAAGGUGCACAGCAAGAGAGCGCGCAUCCAGGCCGACAUCAGCCGGGGCGGCGGGGACGCGCCGCGCGGUCACAGCAAACCGGGGGGACUGGACGCUGCUCUGGCUCUGCUGCGGAAAGAGAUGGUCGGUCUGCGUCAGCUCGACAUGUCUCUGCUGUGCCAGCUGUGGUCUCUGCAUGAAGCCAUCCAGGAGUACAAGGGUUCCUCGCUAAUGUCUGAGGCGUUCAGUGCUGAUAAUGAAUACUUUGAGGAGGACGAGGAUGAGGAAGUGACGGCAGUUCUCUCACAGCCUUCGUCUUCUUCGUCCUUGUCUCUGCCUCCACCCAGCAGCAACUCCAGGGACCAGUGGAUCAAAGACUCCUUUCAUAUUCCCUGACGAAGAUACAGACACAAGCUCCAUGCACCAUGGUUCAUGUCUCUUACUGUAUCUUCCGGCCCCAUUUACACUAGUUUUUGUGCCAUACAUCUCUUGUCCAGAGAAUAUGUCCAGUUUAUAGUCUUAUCCGCAUUCUAUUUUUACACUUUGCACAAUCAGUGCCUGUUUGAUAGAAAUCUGCUUGCAUCUAUCUGACGCUUUUCAACCAAUAAUGACUUUAUUUCUACUGUGUUUGGAUUCACCUUACUUUUUUUUUUUUUGCUCCACUUGUUUGCUCCACACACACUACAUGUCAGGAUUGGUGGGUAAUGGAAAGUUUCAGGAUUUUUGUCUAUGUCUUUUUAUCUAAACAGGGUCCAAAACCGAGCAUCUGACAAGGCAAGAUUAUUUUGGGCAGAUAAAUGAGGGAAGGUUAUGCACAACACAGGGGGUAAAUAAAAA
Molecule: messenger RNA, 1462 nt
Organism: Siniperca chuatsi (mandarin fish)
Lineage: Eukaryota; Metazoa; Chordata; Actinopteri; Centrarchiformes; Sinipercidae
Gene: fam89b
Product: family with sequence similarity 89 member B
Exons: 2
Coding region: 515-1021 (168 amino acids)
Source: RefSeq, a predicted model, not a curated record